AUACUUCUCGCACACGGAGCCCAGAUCGACUUGCAGUAUGAUUGGUGUGGCAAUGCACUAGCUGCUGCCUCGCACUGGGGCUGUGACAAGAUAGUGGCUAUGCUUCUAAAUAAGGGGGCGGAUGCCAAUGCGUCUUGCAGGUAUUACAAGAAUGCUUUAUUAGCUGCAUCUGCUAGCGGCCAUAUCAGAACUGCCACAAUACUUAUUGAAAAAGGAGCGAAUAUCAAUGGACCGAGCGGGUACUACGGCAAUCCGUUAACCACGGCAUCUUAUCUGGGUCACGCAAAGCUAGUUGCAAUGCUGCUCAGACGAGGAGCGGACGUUCACUUACGAAGCGGAGUCUUUGGCAGUGCACUUUCAGCUGCCUUGCAAGGCGACCAUCAUAAUGUUGCUGUGAUGUUGUGCGACUGGGGAGCG
This is a messenger RNA of Dissoconium aciculare CBS 342.82, 417 nucleotides long. RefSeq names its product ankyrin. The transcript has a single exon. The annotation marks the transcript as partial. Gene Ontology annotation, cellular component: cytoplasm. The record is from RefSeq and is a predicted model, not a curated record. Gene Ontology annotation, molecular function: protein binding. NCBI's taxonomy places the organism in Eukaryota, Fungi, Ascomycota, Dothideomycetes, Mycosphaerellales, Dissoconiaceae. Gene Ontology annotation, biological process: innate immune response.